Messenger RNA from Phragmites australis (common reed), 2085 nucleotides. Its product is annotated as putative glucuronosyltransferase PGSIP7. Gene Ontology annotation, molecular function: glycosyltransferase activity. Lineage: Eukaryota; Viridiplantae; Streptophyta; Magnoliopsida; Poales; Poaceae. The record is from RefSeq and is a predicted model, not a curated record. The transcript has 5 exons. Bases 418 to 1854 code for a protein of 478 amino acids.
AACCCCAUCGCUGGAAGGUGAGCCCUGCCUCCGCCCGACCCCGCGUGCCACGUACGUACACAAGGGCGUGCCGCGCGGCGUACUCGGAAGUCGGAACCGAGACAAAGGGGAAAAGCAUCUGCUACUCCGGCCGGCCUCUCUCCUCCUCCUCCUCUCUCUCUCUCUCUCUCUCUCUCUCUCUCCUUCUCUCUUCUCUCUUUCUCUCUCUUCUUCCUUUGCUUUUGCCAACCCGAAGCAUCGAGCAUCUCUCCCCUCUGAUCUCAACACGUGAACGCGCUGCUGAGACAGGGGGGCAUCGAGAGCGACGCGAACAGGCGCCCAGCAGCUUGCGAGCCGAGGCGGCGCUUGCUGGUCAGCGUCGCGUCGGCCUCUCCUCCUCGCCCUCGUCGUCGUCGGGGCAGGCGCCAGCCGGCAGCGAUGGGGCCGCCGCGGGUUGCCGAGCGGCGGUUUGCGGCGUUCAUGGCGGUGCUGCUGCUCGCGUCGGCCGCGGCGGCCGAGGAGGGGGAGCAGAGGGGCCUGCAGGGGCGGGCGCGGCACCGGCACGCGUACGCGGCGAUGAUGUACAUGGGCACGCCGAGGGACUACGAGUUCUACGUGGCCGUGCGCGUCAUGAUGCGCUCCCUGGCCCGGGUCGGCGCCGACGCCGACCGCGUCCUCAUCGCCUCCGCCGACGUGCCCCGCGACUGGGUCCGCGCAAUGAGGGAGGAGGAUGGCAUGAGGGUGGUGAUAGUGGAGAACCUGAAGAAUCCUUAUGAGAACAACCUUGGAGGGAUCAACAGGAGGUUCAAGCUGACGCUGAACAAGCUCUAUGCGUGGAGCCUGGUCGAUUAUGAGCGUGUCGUCAUGAUUGAUUCCGACAACAUCUUCCUCCAGAACACCGACGAGCUCUUCCAGUGUGGACAGUUCUGCGCUGUUUUCAUCAACCCAUGCUAUUUCCACACUGGUCUUUUCGUGCUCCAGCCUUCUAUGGAUGUAUUCAAGGGCAUGCUUCAUGACCUCGAAAUUGGUCGUGACAACUCUGAUGGUGCUGACCAAGGAUUUCUGGUCGGCUGCUACCCAGACUUGCUUGAUAAACCAAUGUUUCACCCACCUGAGAAUGGCACAAAGCUCAACGGGACUUAUCGCCUUCCUCUCGGCUAUCAAAUGGAUGCAUCCUACUACUAUCUCAAGCUACAUUGGCAUGUCCCCUGCGGGCCAAACAGUGUGAUCACAUUCCCCAGUGCCCCUUGGUUUAAACCUUGGUACUGGUGGUCCUGGCCAAUCUUGCCAUUGGGUCUUUCCUGGCACAAGCAGCGCUGGGACGAUCUUGGGUAUGCCGCCGAAAUGCCAGUGAUCCUGAUGGAGGUAUUAAUGUACAUAGUGAUAAUAGCCCUCACCAGAUUAGCAAAACCAGGGAUGACAAAACUGUGCUAUAACCGGCGGCCUGAGAAGCAAAGUGCCCUGGUUCAGUGGCUGAUCAAGUUGACUGCGAUCGUGGCUAUGGUGGCUGCAUAUGCCAUCCCAUUCUUUGUAGUCCCACGCACAGUUCACCCGAUCAUGGGCUGGUCUAUCUACCUCUUUGGUGCACUCGCCUUGUCAGUGGUAGUGAUCAAUGUUUUCCUGCUCCCGGCGCUUGCUGUGCUCACGACCUGGCUCGCAAUUGUCACCAUGCUCUUUGUUAUGGCAUUCCCAUGGUAUAAUGAUGGUGUUGUGAGGGCUUUGGCAGUCUUUGGAUAUGCGUUCUGCUCUGCGCCAUUCUUGUGGGCAUCUGUGGUGAGGAUGAUGGACUCAUUGCAGACGACGCUUGAGAGGGAUCCAUUCUUCCCCCGGCUUGGUGAACCAUCACAGGACACUGAAUUCAGCAAGCUGUACUGAUUCUUUUCUGCACAGAUCUGAGAUGCUUCAUCGUCCCGUGGACAGCCGAUUCAGAUCGGCUGAUUCGUGAUUACUUCUGACGAUUUUGGCUCAGGCAUUCCACUGUAUACUGAUAUGUAUAAACAUUGCCUGCAGCAACCAUGAUUGAUGCAGGUACAGGAAAGGUAGAUCACUUGUACCGAGUUGGAAAAGGGCAUAUUUGUUGCAUGGACAGGGGACUGCUGCAAAUUA